AUGUCAUCGGGUCGUGGCAGGGGCUACAGCGGCAGACACCACCUGAGAGAGGCUCGCCCCGGAGACACGGAGGACGAGAUCAAUGCUAGGACACUAGCGGAGCUCAGCCCACGAGCUACAGUGAACAUUUUUUCAGACACAGAAGUCAUGGAGGAAAAAGAUGAUGACAAUGAAGACUCUAUAGCGGAGCUGCUGCAUGUGGACGAACAGUUCGCGCCGUUGCUUAUAUUGUUGGAACAAUUCUCUCCCGGUGAAGACGGCAUACAAUUCAACCGGAAGUUACGUCACUUUGAGACCACAGUGACCAGCAUGUGUCCGGACGAGGCCAGGCUACAGCAGGCGUUCGCAUCAUUCCGUGCAGCGGCUCUGUGUAGCGCGGGCACGUGCCGCCGGCUGGCGGCUGUAGGAGCGUCCUUCACGAGGCAGCAGAGACAACAGUUACUGAGAACUACGCUACUCAACGUUAUUAUGCAGGGGACAUUCACUAAGCUGGAAGCAUUGAAGAGAUCAAAUCCCAUUUACUUAAUAAACGCAGCUAAUCUCAUGGGAGAUUAUUUUGCAGAGGCUCGCCUUUGUAACGGUAACAAAGUCCACAUAUUGGCUAGUCCCUUACUACAAUACAUGCGCGCUCUACUAGCCAGUGACGAUCUAAGAGCGCAUAGAAGUCUCGCUACACAGCUGAUGCAAAACGGUCGUGAGCUUCUAUCAGUGUUAUCUCAAGAGCUAGAUGAACUCUCUAUAUCAAUCAGACUUCGUCUCCUCUCGCCUCCACCGGUCAGCAUAAUUUGGCUGCUACUAUCAGCUGAUCUUUGCCUCAACAAAUUUCUGCCGCUGCCGAACACUCUGCAGCAAUUCUACGCUGCCCAUUUAGACCUAACAACGGAUGAGAACUUCAGCGAAGUCAGCUACGGCUCGUGGAAGAAGAAUAAAGAAGAAUACAGGUCGGAAACGGAAACUGAUAAAGUCGGUCAGAACAUGUCACAAAUAAACAUCAAUCAAGAUGAAGAUACCAAGCCCAAACUACGCCCCAUUCUAGGAGCGGGUGCUGGGUUGUUACGUCAAGAACAACUGACACAGGACAGCUUUGAAACUUGGACUAAGAGUAAUCUGACGAAGAGAUACGAUCUGAAUUCAUGGAGACAGACGGAUGAACAGAAAGAGGAAACGGAAACGGUAUUCAAUCCGACAGUAAUGCCACCAAACAUGCAGAACUACGUAGUACCCGACUACCCGCCGCCGAAUUUCAACUACCAAGAGAACUACGCGAACUAUUUGCAACAAGGUGACGGCGCGUACAUACAAAACUUCAACAACACACAAAGUUUCUCCGCCCAAGAAUACGUGCCACAAUACAACGAGCGGCCUGACAGGGAACGAAUCAACAAUGAGGUCCAAAAAACAUCCAACAGACGACCCAUAGAGAAUUGGAGGAAGGAGAAACCGGAUAAGGAUGACGCCAAAAACAAAAACUGGACCCGACAGAUAUCCAAAGACAAUAUAAACGAUGACAGCGACUGUGAAAGACUACGCUCAGUAUCUAGAAGUUCAAGAGAUUCAAGAAAGGGGCGGGACGGAGACAAGACCCCGCCCCGGAAACACGUCACAGAUGUACCCAAGAACCACAAAUAUUGGGAUCACGACGACCGCUGUGACAAGGACUACAACAGUUAA
This is a messenger RNA of Danaus chrysippus (African queen), 1671 nucleotides long. The record is from the annotation of a GenBank genome assembly. NCBI's taxonomy places the organism in Eukaryota, Metazoa, Arthropoda, Insecta, Lepidoptera, Nymphalidae.